This is a messenger RNA of Colossoma macropomum (tambaqui), 2152 nucleotides long. RefSeq lists its product as uncharacterized. Bases 156 to 788 code for a protein of 210 amino acids. Lineage: Eukaryota; Metazoa; Chordata; Actinopteri; Characiformes; Serrasalmidae. The transcript is spliced from 4 exons. The record is from RefSeq and is a predicted model, not a curated record.
UGGGUGGAUCUGUGAGUGAGGUGUAUUUUGAGCAGUGUGCAAGUACACUGCUACUGUAGACUAGCCUUAGCAGUCUGUGGCUACACUGAACCAUCUACAAUGCCCACACAGUUCACAAUCCGGAGUGGUAUUUAUGCAAUUUUGGAGUCCAGACCAUGGUCUUUGGGAACACCAUGAAUUCCCAUUUGACCUUUAUGAAUCUUCUCAGCGAAGAAGUAAAAAUACAGGACGUGCACCCAGGGACUAAGAGCAACGCAAUCGUUGCCUUUGUCUCCAUUGUGUCUCGAGCUGGUACUGAUAUCACAGCUGCUCUUACUUGCAUUCCUGUGAACCGACCUGUUGUUCUAGUUGUGCUCCACCACACGUUUGAUCCACAUUUCGUUGCUCCGGAGAGCCGACACUGUGUUACCCAGAAGAAUGUGUUCACUGUGGACUGCCUGUAUCACGAAGACCGAGGCCUGCUGAGAUGUCAGCGCAAUGACCAGGCACUGAAAGCAGUGAAAGAGCAUCUGAUAUCUAAAGGAGCAUCACCAGUUCGCUUUGAACAGGUGACGGCUGGAAACUGGGAACUGAUGUUCUGGAUACUUGCACUGAUACACAUCGCCCUGAUUUUCGUGGGUUGUCUUUCCCUCUGGUAUCUUCUCGUGGUGGUCUUUUUUGUGGUUCUCAAGAAGAAGUCUGGCUAUGGUGAACGGAUUCUUUGGCUUUUUCUUCUGUUCUCUGUCUUGGUGUUUCUCGUUCUCAUCAUUCAAUACUUCACGGCUUCAGACACUUCUGAUAACUUCUGAAUCUGUCCGACGCAGCACUUCUGAACAAAAGACUCAAAUAUUAUGAAAACAUAGACAUGCAAUAAAGAAAAUAAUGCACGAUUUUACUGAAAACACAUGAAGUUAAAAAUGAAGUUGUUUUGGUUGUUGAAGGCGUCUCUCUUUUUGAUUGGAUGGUGGGUUCUCUUUGAGAGGUUUGGCUCCUCUCAGUGUGUCUUCCUCUUGCUUUCCGUCUGUUUAAUCUACCUAUUUGUAUCCUAACUGCACUAGUCAGUGCAGCACACAUGGAGGAAUGGUUCUCCUUUUGAGUUUUGGUUCCUCUCAGUGGUUCUCCUGAUGCUCUUAAGGCCAGAACACACUGACCCAACAAAUCAACCAAAAAUCCACACCUUAGUUUUGUGGUCUGUGUCUUUUUCUGAUUGUUAGGAGUUUGUAGAAUGUUCUUCCCUAUUCACGCUGUUCUAGAAUUCCCUCCAUUCACACUGUUCUAGAAUUUCCCUCUUUCACACUGUUCUAGAAUGUUCUCCCCUAUUCAAACUGUUCUAUAAUCCCUGUAUGCUCACUGUUAUAGAAUGCCCUCUACCACUCACAUUGUUCUAGAAAGUUUUUUAACCUCAGUCACGUUGUUCUAGAAUGUUCCUCCCCAUUAGAUCGAGAAUAUUCUAUACCACUCACAAUGUUUUAGAACUUUUAUCCCUAUUCAUGUUGUUCUAAAAUUCUUCCCUAUUCACUUGAUUCUAUGUUCUCCCUUUCUAGUGUUCUCCCUAUUCACAUUGUUCUAGAAUGCCCCAUCGACAUUGAUCUAAAAUGCUCCCCGUCAUGCUGUUCUAGAAUGCUCUCCCCAUUAACACUAUUCUAGAACACCCUCCCCCAUUUGCACUGUUCUAGAAUGCUUUCCCCAUUUGCACUGUUCUAGAAUAUUAUUUUUCACAGAAAUCUGUUUGUUUUCUCAGUUUUUUUUUUCUGGACAUUCUAAAGACAGUUAGAACAUGAGGAUGUUUGUAGGGAAGAGCUGGAACAAUGUGGUCAGAGCUGUAGGGACGUUUUCCUGCCACUAUUGUGGGGCUGCAGCUGCAUAUCUGGAAAGUUUUGGGUUUUGGGCUGUAAAUUUAUUCAUUUAUAUUCAUUAAUGCCUCGAAAUGAAUGCUGUGGCCUGUCUGCAUCCCCAAGAUUAUUUACAAAUAAAUAAAUAAAUAAAUACAACAAAAUAAAUAAAAACUUCAACUCUUAAAAAUGUGCAUACUUGGUUCAUUUCAUAUAAUAUUAUAUUUAGUUUUUCAUGCUUCUGUGUAGUUUUCUGUUAAAUAUCUGCUUUCUGAAAUGUGGGUCUCUCGCUUUUACACAGUAGUAUUUGUGAAAAAUAAAUAAUACCCUGUUUAAACCUG